AUCAAUUUAUAUUACUCAUCACGCACAGCUACGCCGAGCGCUGCCACGAAAAUGCAAGUACUGGAUACGGCAUUGUCGACUUGGUACGAUCGCCUCCCGACGUACCUUGUCUUUGAUCGCGUGGCCAAAGACAAGGCUGUUCCCACAACCGACGUUCUAAACUUACGCAAUACAUAUCACCCCCUAAUUAUUCUACUCAAUCGACCAUUUGUUACUGAAGGGUACCCACGCAGCCAAUCUCCCAGCACCGCAAGGUUUUGUUGGAAGAAGUGUAUGGUGGUUGCACGAAGUAUAACAAGCCUUGUGUCUGUUUAUCAAGGAAGAUACACACUAAAGGGUGCGCCAUAUCUCACCAGUCAUACAGCUUAUGUUUUUUGCACAACCUACUUGCGCAAUGCAGUUUUAGAGAAAGGACACACCAAUAGCGAAAUCACUCGCUUAUUGGUGCUGGUCUCAAUGCAUUGGAUACAUUUUCAACGCCCAAUCCGGGGGUCACAAAACCUGCAGAAAUCAUAAGCGGUUGAUGUGGAGAUAUGGCAUUGUAGAGUCUGAAGGCAAUCCCCCCCUCGUGAAAUAUAAAGCUCUGAUCCUCCAU
Truncatella angustata is the source of this 595-nucleotide messenger RNA. RefSeq lists its product as uncharacterized. The record is from RefSeq and is a predicted model, not a curated record. The coding region runs from base 52 to 516 and encodes 154 amino acids. The transcript has a single exon. Lineage: Eukaryota; Fungi; Ascomycota; Sordariomycetes; Amphisphaeriales; Sporocadaceae.